CUGCAGACUACGGUAGUAGAAGAAGACGCAGGUUAGCAAAGAUCCAAGAGAAAGCCAAACUUCACGUUACUAUUUACAAAUGAGCAGCAAAAUGCUCGUUCAGAAAGUCAGGCCGUGGCUGCUUCGCUACAGGAGUUUACCUUUGGCUAACAUAAGACCUUAUUACGCUGAUAAAGUUUGUCGUCUCGGCUCUCAGCCUGACACACACUCAGCUGAAUAUCAGGAGAAUUACGAGCGAAUGGAAGCUCUUGUUAAUGAGUUAAAAAGCCGGACAGAGAAGAUUAAAUUGGGUGGAGGUGAAAAGGCCAGAUGUCUUCAUACUUCUCGUGGGAAGCUUUUGCCCAGAGAGCGCAUAGACAGACUUCUGGAUCCUGGGAGCCCGUUUCUGGAGUUCUCCCAGUUUGCAGCGUAUGAGUUGUAUGGAAAAGAAGAAGUCCCAGCUGGUGGUAUAAUCACUGGGAUUGGUCGAGUAUCAGGGGUAGAAUGUGUCAUUGUUGCAAAUGAUGCUACUGUCAAAGGAGGGACAUACUACCCAGUUACAGUGAAGAAACAUCUUCGUGCACAAGAAAUAGCCCAACAAAACCACUUGACAUGCAUUUAUUUAGUGGAUUCUGGAGGGGCCAAUCUCCCCAGACAGGCAGACGUUUUCCCCGACCGAGAUAAUUUUGGACGUAUUUUCUACAACCAGGCAAGGCUGUCUUCAGAGGGUAUAGCACAGAUUGCUGUUGUGAUGGGAUCCUGCACUGCUGGAGGAGCGUAUGUACCUGCUAUGGCAGAUGAGAGCAUCAUUGUGCGGAAGCAAGGAACCAUUUUCCUUGGAGGACCUCCUUUGGUCAAAGCUGCCACAGGGGAAGAGGUUUCUGCAGAGGAUCUUGGUGGUGCUGAUCUUCACUGCAGAAAAUCUGGUGUAACAGACCAUUAUGCUUUAGAUGAUAACCAUGCGCUCCACUUGGCAAGGAAGGUGGUGCGAAACCUAAACUACAGGAAAAGUGUUAAGGUUGCAACAGAACCUCCAGAAGCCCCUCUCUACCCUGCAGAUGAACUGUAUGGCAUAGUUGGAGAAAACCUUAAACGCAACUUUGAUGUCAGAGAGGUCAUUGCCAGAAUUGUGGAUGGCAGUAAGUUUGACGAAUUCAAGGCUUUCUAUGGAGACACACUUGUAACAGGAUUUUCAAGAAUAUUUGGUUAUCCUGUUGGAAUCAUUGGCAACAAUGGAGUGUUAUUUUCAGAAUCUGCCAAAAAGGGGACCCAUUUCAUCCAAUUAUGUUGCCAACGAAACAUUCCACUUAUCUUUCUCCAAAAUAUAACAGGAUUCAUGGUGGGUCGAGAGUAUGAAGCAGGAGGAAUUGCCAAAGACGGAGCCAAGAUGGUGAUGGCAGUUGCCUGCGCUAGUGUGCCAAAGGUCACUGUUAUCAUUGGCGGUUCAUACGGUGCAGGAAACUACGGCAUGUGCGGCAGGGCAUACAGCCCUCGCUUCUUGUACAUGUGGCCAAAUGCCCGAAUCUCUGUCAUGGGUGGUGAACAAGCUGCUACUGUCCUGGCAACCAUCACCAAGGAUCAGAAAGCACGUGAAGGAAAGGAGUUCACAGCAGAGCAAGAGGCUGCCAUGAAGGAGCCAAUAAUCCGGCGGUUUGAAGAGGAAGGCAGCCCUUACUACUCCAGUGCCAGACUGUGGGACGACGGUAUUAUUGACCCUGCUGAUACACGUCUGGUUUUGGGACUGAGUCUGAGUGCAGCGCUCAAUGCGCCAACCAAGAAGACAUAUUUUGGCGUGUUCAGGAUGUGAUCUCUUGGUUUGUAACCAGUGUGGACUUUAGAAUGACCAGUUAGGAUUGAAUAUCUAGUAUUCUUACAUUAGUCUUUGUACUUUUAUGUUAUUUGGGACACAACAAAUCCAUUUCAUUAAAAAAAAAUGUAAAAAUAAAGAAAAUCACAGGA
This is a messenger RNA of Thalassophryne amazonica, 1938 nucleotides long. It is a transcript of the gene mccc2, whose product is annotated as methylcrotonoyl-CoA carboxylase 2 (beta). Gene Ontology annotation, molecular function: methylcrotonoyl-CoA carboxylase activity. The record is from RefSeq and is a predicted model, not a curated record. The transcript is spliced from 17 exons. Gene Ontology annotation, cellular component: mitochondrion; methylcrotonoyl-CoA carboxylase complex. NCBI's taxonomy places the organism in Eukaryota, Metazoa, Chordata, Actinopteri, Batrachoidiformes, Batrachoididae. The coding region runs from base 80 to 1786 and encodes 568 amino acids. Gene Ontology annotation, biological process: L-leucine catabolic process.